This is a messenger RNA of Vicia villosa (hairy vetch), 375 nucleotides long. RefSeq lists its product as uncharacterized. Bases 1 to 375 code for a protein of 124 amino acids. The record is from RefSeq and is a predicted model, not a curated record. The transcript has a single exon. NCBI's taxonomy places the organism in Eukaryota, Viridiplantae, Streptophyta, Magnoliopsida, Fabales, Fabaceae.
AUGUCCAUCCUUGUUAAUGGGAGUGCUACCAACGAUUUUAGUGUGGAGAAAGGUCUUAGGCAAGGUGAUCCCUUGUCUCCGUUUGUGUUCGUUUUAGUCAUGGAGGCUCUUACGGCCUUAAUGAAGAAAUCAAAGGAGCUAGGUGAAUUCUGUGGCUUUAGUUUCAAGGGUGACGAGGAGGUGGAUAAGUUACAAUUUGCGGAUGAUACUAUUAUUUUGGCGGAAGGAGAUACCGCGAAUUUAUGGAGUAUGAAAGCUAUCCUUAGAGAUUUUAAAAUGUUGUCGGGCUUACGGAUUAAUUUUCACAAGAGUAAUCUUUAUGGAAUUAAUGUGGGAGAUUGGUUUUUGGAAGCGGCUUCAUCCUUCGUAUCUUGA